This is a messenger RNA of Talaromyces stipitatus ATCC 10500, 2286 nucleotides long. RefSeq lists its product as uncharacterized. Gene Ontology annotation, cellular component: cytosol; mitochondrial outer membrane; nucleus. Bases 178 to 2286 code for a protein of 702 amino acids. NCBI's taxonomy places the organism in Eukaryota, Fungi, Ascomycota, Eurotiomycetes, Eurotiales, Trichocomaceae. The record is from RefSeq and is a predicted model, not a curated record. The transcript has 5 exons.
GAGGAUCACCAUUAACAUACUCAUGGCUGUGAGCACUCGUUCGACUUUGUCAGUUCCUCGUGUCCCUCGAAUUAUUAGUGUGGAGGAGAAACUACAUCAUCGUUCCGCUUUCGGAAAUCAAGGUGCUCCCCUGUCGCGUGCCUGAGAGCGCAGCAUCAUUGAGCAGCAUCUAUCAAUAUGCAGCGCGUGGGUUCGUGGCUGUAUGGCCGUAAACCUGACAAUAAUCCCUUGCCGAGCUCUCUUGAACUAGCAAGGCAGAUACAAGACCCGGCUACACUCAUUCUAAAUGACGAUGUCGAUGGUGCUGAGACCGGUCUCAAGGAAGGUGACUCAUCUUUCCACAAGACCGGCAAAGGCGUCGUAGGCUUUCUCCGCGCAUUACUCGGCUUUGAACAGGAGAUAAUGCGCGAAGCUGCCGAGCGGCUUUCGGACGCUGAAAACAGUGCAUACAAUGACCACCAGCGAGUAGCUCACACUGCGAACGCGCCGGAUGCUUUUCGUUCACAAAUCUACGACGUAGGCACGGAGUACGCCCUCUGCCAAGCAAUGGCGCAGAUCAUGAUCGCUGUCGUCGGGGUACUCAAUGAGAGCCUUACCGAGAGUCUAAAAGGGUUUUAUAAAAUGCGAAAAGCAUACGCAACUUUGGAUGCAAUCGUGCGCAUGGAGGAACGUUACCUACAGUCCCGCCGUCUCCCGAAAACUCGAACCGCCCCGGCAAACUUGAUGACCGAGAAAUCACCCGUGUCGCCAAAACAGAGGCCGUCUGGGGUUCAUAUCAGUAAAUCUGAUCAGGAGCUACAUCGAAACAUUGCGGAACUCAAAUUGGCAGAUGACGAGAUCCACAGUACACCCGCUUCUGCUCGUUCUAGUGGAUCAAGCACGCCUGUGGGUGAGACUUUCACACAUGAUCCAGAGUGGGCGGAUCUAUUUAGCCACCCUAUCGAUGCAUUCAUUCAUUCCGGUGCUAGCUUAUGUCUAGGCAUGUUACUUGCGAUGCUCUCCACGCUUCCUCCCACGUUCAGUCGCUUACUUGCAAUUGUCGGGUUUCGAGGUGAUAAAGAGCGAGGUCUACGUAUGCUUUGGCAAGCCACUAAGGCCCAGAGCUUGAUUGGGGCCGUUGCGGGACUAGGAAUCCUGGGCUAUUACAAUGGAUUCGUUCGGUUAUUGGAUAUCAUUCCGGAUACCAUCAAGGAAGACGAAUUGGGAAUAGAAGGAUAUCCCAUGGACCGUCUAAAGACUCUGCUCAAUACGAUGAGGACACAAUUUCCUAGGAGCCAACUGUGGCUGCUUGAGGAAGCUCGAAUGAAGAGCGCUAACCGUGAUGUCGAAGGCGCAGUGGAAAUCCUGAAGAACAGCGAAAAGAGUCCCCUCAAACAGGUCGAAGCUCUACAAGCUUUUGAGAAGAGUAUGGACUCAAUGUUUCUGCAUAACUACGAGGACUGUGCCAAGUUUUUCCUUGAGUGUGUGGAACUCAACUCUUGGUCACCUGCUCUAUACUACUACAUUGCAGGAUCUGCCUAUGUGGUUUUAUACCGCCAUACAUCCGCUGUUGACCCAGCUGCCGCUCAGGUGUUUGCGGAAAAGGCCAGAGAAUGUAUCCGCAAAGCGCCGACAGUGGCAGGCAAGAAGCGCCUGAUGGCUCGCCAACUGCCAUUCGAAGUCUUUGUCACCCGCAAAAUAGCAAAAUGGGAGGCUCGCGCCAAGGGGUUGAAAGUAGAUCUCGUCGAUGCCGUGGGCGUUGAUCCAAUUGAAGAGAUGAAUUUCUUCUGGAAUGGAUAUAGCCGCAUGGGAGCGGAGGGACUGGAAGAUUCAUUGCGCAAACUGGAAUGGUCAGAGCAGAACGUCAAGAACCAAGAGGAAGACGACAAGGCCAUCACUCAACUUCUCCGAGCCGCUAUUCUACGCGCAUUACGCAAACACACAGAGGCGAAGGAGAUCCUGAAACAGAAAGUCCUGGUCCAUGAUCGGAGUGUUUUCAAGGGUCAACUACGGGACAAUUGGGUUCUUCCAGCGGCACAUUUUGAGCUUGCCGCUAACGUUUGGAUGGAGCGACCUAGCUAUGAACCAACGCAUACCUCACCCUGGGACCCUGAACCCACACACGUAGGAUUGUCUGACAAGGAGAUCGUUGCUAUUGAGAAGAAACACGUCCAAGAGUGUGACGAACAUCUCGAGAAGGCGGCGAAGUGGGAGUCGUACGAUCUCGAUACUCGAAUUGGUCUCAAGGUAACCGCUGCUAAGGAAGCCAUCCGUAAGUGGCAUGCAUCUCAUCCUGAAGUCGAAUAG